UAAUUGAAACCAAAAUUCCAAUCAUUCCCAGAGUUCAAGAAAAGGUCCAAAACCAAGUUCAAAACUCGUGAUAUUAUUCUCUGUCUUUCUUUUUUUUUUUCUUUCAAAUCUUCCUUCUUUUAUUUGUUUGGAUCAUUUUUUUUUCCAAACAUUUCUUCGAAUCAGCUUACGGCACACCUCAUCGACAUUAUUUCGAUCAGUUUUUGUCAAAUGAGAAGUAAUCACGACGCGUUCACUCGCCGGAUUCUGACAUUCCCGGCAAUCCGUCCUUGCCAAUCCAUCUCUCCCGCGACCCUUCUUGAUUCUCUCAUCACUCUCUCAUCCAACAUAUCCAAGUACAAAUCGAAAACAUUUUUUUCCAACAAUCGAAAUGCUAGACAAUCGAUUCUCUUAGUAGAGGUCCUCUCAAUCUUCUUCCAAGAAAUCCAUGAGAACCAGUCUUGUCUCUCUGAUUCCUCUGUUUUGAGCUUAUCUGAGCUCCACUUCAUUUUCCAAAAACUCCAAUUCCUAUUGGACGAUUGCGCCCGCGAGGGCGCUAGGCUAUGGAUUCUAAUGGAAUCCGAUCACGUGGCCAGUCACUUUCGGAUUCUAAUAAGAGCGGUGGCGACGGCGCUUGAUGUUCUUCCUCUGUUUUCAAUCCAUGUUUCGAUCGAAACCAAAGAAUCGACUCAGCUUGUAAUGAAACAAGCCUUGAAGUUAAAAUUCGAGGUUGACCCAGUUGAUGAAUCGGCUUCGAAUGACGUACUUUCGAUCUUGAGCCAAUUCAAGAAAAGAAUCGUUCCAGAUUCGAGUGAUCUGAGGCGGGUUCUUAAACAUUUGGCUAUCAGAAGCUGGAGCGAGUGCCAAAAAGAGAUCAAGUUCUUGGAAUCCGAAGCGGAUGUCGAGCAAUUGACAUCAGAAAAGAGGGAUUUGUCGCUUUUAUUCAGUCUAAUUGGGUUCAUGACAUACUGCCGUGGCGUAUUAUUCGACUCCAUUGACAAGAAAAAUGACAGCUCUUAUAGUAGUAGUGAUGUAAUCAGGCACCUGAAUUGUGAAGAUUUCAAGUGCCCAAUCUCUCUUGAAAUCAUGUCCGAUCCUGUGACCAUCCAAACAGGCCACACCUACGAUCGGUCGUCCAUUCUGAAAUGGUUUAAAUCCAGAAAUCCCACUUGUCCCAAGACAGGAGAGAAGCUCAAGAGCAAAGAUAUGGUCCCCAAUUUGGCCUUAAAGCAGCUGAUUUCGCAAUACUGUUGCGAAAAUGGCAUUCCGUUUAAUGAAAAGAGAGCCAGAAGAAACAUAACGAUGACGGUUAUAGCUGGGAGUAUAGCUGCGGAGGAAUCCGUGAAAAUGCUUGCAAAUUUUCUUGUCGGUAAGCUCGAACACGGGUCAGGUGAAGAGAGAAACAAAGCAGCUUUCGAGAUUCGGGUUCUGACCAAAUCAAGCAUUUUUAACAGGUCUUGUUUGGCAGAUUCAGGAGCAAUUCCACAUUUACUCAAUCUGCUUUCUUCAACAAGUUCAUCAACCCAGGAGAACUCUAUGGCAGCCGUUUUCAACCUUUCGAGGCAUUCAACGAGCAAAACAAUCAUAGUUCAAUACAGUGGUGUGGAAUCUAUAGUGGUAGUUUUACAGAAGGGGCUGAAAAUGGAAGCUAAGCAGCAUGCGGCCGGGACCCUCUUUUACCUUGCUUCGGUGGAGGAGUACCGGAUUUUGAUCGGUGAAACACCGGGGGCUAUUUCUGGUUUAAUGGAAUUACUCAGGGAUGGGAGUGAGAGGGGGAAAAAGAAUGCAUUGGUUGCUAUUUUUGGGCUCCUUAUGUAUUCUGGCAACCACUGGAGAGUUCUUUCUUCUGGGUUAGUCCCAUUGGUAGCUAAUCUUUUGAAAUCGUUCGAAAGGGAAGAUCUUGUUACUGAUUCUCUAGCAGUUUUAGGUACAAUAGCUGAGAAGCAAGAUGGGGCGAUUGCGAUUUUGAGAAGUGGGAUUUUGCCUUUAGUUGUGGAGAUUUUGAAUUCCUCAAGUUCAAAAGCAGGAAAGGAGUAUUGUGUUGCUUUGUUGUUGGCUCUUUGUGUCAAUGGAGGUGGAGAUGAGGUUCUGAUUUUAGCAAAGAACCCUUCUAUAAUGGCUGCAUUGUAUUCUCUACUUGCGGAAGGGACGUCACGUGGUAGUAAGAAGGCAAGUUCGCUCAUCAGACUUCUCCAUGAAUUCCACGAAAGAAGCUCCUUCUCCGUCUUGAUCGCUAACACAGAUUUUCCUCGUGAUCGAUUUGUCCAUGUUUGGUAAUUCAAAAUUAUUUGAUUCUUCUUUAAUUUCUAAGCAUCCCAUGCCUGUGAAUAUAUAGGUCUAGUGAGGGAUGCUUGGUUUGUUUUUGGUUGAUGUUUGUGAAAUUAGCUCAGUUUUUUCAAGAGCUAAUUCACUCGUCGUGCAGCUUCUGUGUUUUUUUGAAGUAUGCACAAGACACAGUUGUAUCAUGAUUUGUUUUUUGUCUUUUGGAUAACAAUAAGACAGUGUCAUAGAUUAAAAUGCCACUGAAUAAAAAUGUUUUAUCCUCUGAAA
This is a messenger RNA of Rhododendron vialii, 2529 nucleotides long. RefSeq names its product U-box domain-containing protein 18-like. The record is from RefSeq and is a predicted model, not a curated record. The transcript has a single exon. Bases 211 to 2256 code for a protein of 681 amino acids. Gene Ontology annotation, molecular function: ubiquitin-protein transferase activity; protein binding. Gene Ontology annotation, cellular component: cytoplasm; nucleus. Gene Ontology annotation, biological process: protein ubiquitination. NCBI's taxonomy places the organism in Eukaryota, Viridiplantae, Streptophyta, Magnoliopsida, Ericales, Ericaceae.